Molecule: messenger RNA, 1823 nt
Organism: Thecamonas trahens ATCC 50062
Lineage: Eukaryota; Apusomonadida; Apusomonadidae
Product: zinc transporter 9
Exons: 2
Coding region: 1-1728 (575 amino acids)
Biological process (GO): zinc ion transport; transmembrane transport
Cellular component (GO): membrane
Molecular function (GO): monoatomic cation transmembrane transporter activity
Source: RefSeq, a predicted model, not a curated record
AUGCUACGAACAGGGCGCCUGCUGGCGGCAGCUCGUGGAGUGCUCCCGGCGCUGCCAGCGCUGCCGCUGCCGGCGGCGGCCCGCACCCGCAACCAAGCCCGUGGCGGGCAAGGGCCCGAGCCCAGGAUAUGGGGCGCACGGACGGUGUUUGCGGGUGCGGGUGCGUCAGUGUAUGCUCGUGGCUGGCUGGCGAGUGAUGGUGGCGGCCGCUCGGUCGAAGACGGUCCGGAGAACGAGCUCGACCACCGCGACGUGCUUACCGAGGCCGAGGCCCUCUCCUCGCUCCUUGUCUCGUCGGCCUCGAUCCGCAACGCCGGCCUGCAUCCGGUGGCCGUCCUCGGCAAGCACCGCUGGUUCCGCCGAGAUGAGAUCGAGGACCUUGCCCGGCACACAUGGGGCUCGCUCGACAACAUCGAGCGCGUCCGUCGCGAACGUGCCCACGCUGCCGAGCUCUUCCGUGACGCAGCAGCCGCGGCGGCGUCGGCAACAAACUCCGCGUCGGCGUCUGCUGUCGAGGGCGAUGCUCCUCGUCCACAUCCGCCGCUCCGCCCUCCGCCUUGGGGCAUGCAGGGCUUCCCGGGCGGCGGAGGGCGGCGCGAGGAUGACGAGGCGAGUGACAGCAGCGGAGCUGCGGCUGCUGCCGCCGGCGACCCGCGGCUGCUGGAAGACUCACUCCCGUUCUCGGUCCUUCGCAAGGUGGCGCGGCGGCGGAAGCGGCGGCAGGAGAAGAAAGACUCCACGCUCGCGCUUCCGCUCAAGCCGACCAAGUCGAUGUCGUCGUCGAGCACAACCGUGUAUGCGGCCAUGGCCGGCAACGUGCUGAUCAUGGCCGGCAAGGCGGUAGCGUUUGUGCUCUCGGGCUCGGGUGCGAUGCUCUCCGAGGCGCUGCACUCUGCGGCCGACGUGGCCAACCAAUCGCUGUUGCUGGUCGGCAUCAAGCGGUCGCAGCGCGAGGCCGAUCCGUCGCAUCCAUACGGCUACGCGCGAGAGGCCAACAUCUGGGCGCUCAUCUCGGGCGUCGGCACGUUUUCCUCGGCGCCGCUCACUGAGCUUCCAUUUUCGCUCGCCAUGCUCUCGGCAGCCUUUGCCAUCGAGUCUGCCACCCUCGCCUACGCCGCCCGGGUUGUCGCUGCCGACGCCCGCAAGGCCAAUGCGUCGUUCCUCGACUACGUCGUCGACGGCGCCAACCCGAUGGCGGUCGCGGUCCUCGUCGAGGACUCGGCGGCGGUGGCCGGUGUUGUCAUUGCCGGCACCGCCAUCACUGCCUCGUACCUCACCGGCAACCCGGUGUACGACUCGGUCGGCACGCUCCUGGUCGGCGCCCUCAUGGCCGGUUGUGCCACCUUUAUCAUCCGUCGCAACAUGCGUGACCUAGUCGGCAAAGCCAUGCCCAAGACCUCGCAGGACCAGAUCCUCUCGCUGCUUGAGGCCGACAAGGCUGUCGUUGCCGUCCACGAGGUCAAGGCCGUCCUCAUGGGCCUCGACGAAAUCCGCUUCAAGGCCGAGAUCGACUUUGACGGCCGCCAGAUCGCCAAGCACCUCAUCCGCAAGCGCAACAUCGACCUUGCCGCCCUCAUGGCCAUCGAGUCGGAGAAAGAAAUGGAGGCCUUUCUCGUCCAGUACGGCGACGACAUCAUCGAGCAGCUCGCCGACGAGGUCGACCGCAUUGAGCGCGAAAUCUCCCGUGUUGUUCCUGAAGCCCGCUACAUUGAUCUGGAGGCUCAUUGACCCAUCCCGUCCGCCGGCUCUUUGCCGACCACGUUCUCUCCCGCCACUGGCUUAUUCGCGCCCUCAUCACACCGCUGCCACGACCUUGCACCGCU